CGACCAAGCUGAAAUAUUAUUGCCGUUUAUUUUACAUCUUACACGAAAUAACCGAGAAUAAUUUUUUUCUCCGUGAAUCAGUAUUAAUUCGGUAAUAAUAAAUUAUCAUAUCGUAUUAAACGAUAUCCAACCUAACCGGUUAACGUGAACGUAAUAUCAUAUAUGGUCGUACAUAAAUGUGUAAGACAUUAACACAUUUUCGAUAUUUUUGCCCAAACAAAACAUUUUACAAAAAAUAUGAAUGUUUCAAAUAUUUGCGGAUUCGGCGGAAUACGACAAUUUGUGUAUUUACUAUCUAUUCUACCCGUGUGGCUGUAUGGCUACCCUGUAGGAUCGCACUAUCAAAAAAACCCACGGUUCGGCGGCGAUCGGCGUCCAAAUGGAAUAUUUCGUAUCAAUUGAAUAUUUGCAAACGAAUUUUAAUAAUUUUUUUUUUUUUUAUAUACAACGAUCGAAACGACAUUUGUUUUCAUUUUAUAGUUGACCGUUUUUAUUUCUACUUGAUAGUUCGUUUGAAAUAUACGACUAUUCGAGUUAAUCGCUAGGUGUCUUGGUAAAUUUCGAAUCGAGUACAACAGUUUUUACAAAUUAUAUUAUUAAUAAAGUACCUGUUUUUCGUCAAAUUUAACGUUUCAAAACAUUAAACUUUGCUACAGAAAUUGUCAAUAUAUUUUCGCAGCUAUCAUAUUAAAGACAUUUUUAGUUAUCGUAAAAAUUACCUUAUUUCUACUUUAAUAAAAUGGGUGAUCUAAACAUUUUAGACAAGUCUAUGAGGAGUGUUUUUGUUGGAAAUAUUCCAUAUGAGGCAACCGAAGAAAAGCUAAAAGAUAUAUUUAAUGAAGUAGGACCAGUUAUAUCAUUUAAAUUGGUAUAUGACAGAGAAACUGGUAAACCAAAGGGUUAUGGUUUUUGUGAAUAUAAAGAUCAAGAAACUGCACUAAGUGCCAUGCGUAAUCUCAAUGGCUAUGAAAUUGGAGGUCGUACUCUACGCGUUGACAAUGCUUGUACAGAGAAAUCCAGACUAGAAAUGCAGUCAUUAAUGAUGGGAAUGCCUACUUCUGAAAGUAAUUAUGGUGAUGCUGUUAAUGCAGAAAAAGCACCUGAGAUAAUAAAUAAUGUAGUUUCAACUUUACCACCAGAACAGUUGUUUGAACUUAUGAAACAAAUGAAAGAAUGUAUUCAGAAUAAUCCUGUAGAAGCUAGAAAUAUGUUGCUCCAGAAUCCUCAACUUGGUUAUGCAUUGUUGCAAGCACAAGUUAUAAUGAAAAUUGUGGAUCCAGAAGUCGCUAAAACUAUGUUGCAUCCUGUACAUAAAGUUCCAGCACCACUACACACUCCUAAUACUGCAUCAACUUCAAGAGUUCAGCCAAUGCCUCAAAUACCUAAUAAUGAUAAUAUGGAUUGGCAACAUAGUAAUAUGUAUCGUGGGCAAAGCUCAAGCCAAGAUUUAAGACAGGCACAAAAUCAAAUGCCGUUCCAUCCGCCACCAUCAUCAUUGAUGUCCAAUAAUGAACCUCCUCAGUCAUUUAUGGCUGUAAGAGAUUAUCCACGGCCAUCUGGAGAUGUUUAUAAUAGAGAUCGCAGAACUAAUAAUAGUUAUAUGGCAAUACCACCACCAAUGGUAUCCGAACAACAAGUACCUCCACGAAUGGUUCAGUCUUCUCAAGUUCAACAAGCACCAUCUAAUCAAACUGCUAAAACAUCUGACUCUGAAAAGGCUGCUCUGAUAAUGCAAGUAUUACAAUUAACUGAUGCACAGAUUGCAAAGUUGCCUAACGAACAACGCCAAAGUAUACUUCAACUGAAAGAAAAAAUUUCCAAUUCAAAAAAAAAAGAUUAAAUCUCAUUAAAUUUUUAUUUAAUUUUGUAUACAUUAUUUUCUACUUUGACAUUAAUACUAUUUACAUUUAA
Molecule: messenger RNA, 1911 nt
Organism: Rhopalosiphum maidis (corn leaf aphid)
Lineage: Eukaryota; Metazoa; Arthropoda; Insecta; Hemiptera; Aphididae
Product: cleavage stimulation factor subunit 2-like
Exons: 9
Coding region: 740-1840 (366 amino acids)
Biological process (GO): mRNA 3'-end processing
Cellular component (GO): mRNA cleavage and polyadenylation specificity factor complex
Molecular function (GO): mRNA binding
Source: RefSeq, a predicted model, not a curated record